Erythranthe guttata (spotted monkey flower) is the source of this 2753-nucleotide messenger RNA. RefSeq names its product glycine-rich domain-containing protein 2. NCBI's taxonomy places the organism in Eukaryota, Viridiplantae, Streptophyta, Magnoliopsida, Lamiales, Phrymaceae. The record is from RefSeq and is a predicted model, not a curated record.
GCACUGAAGCAGCAAAGCUCAUGGAAUAAUUUAAAUAUCAAUCCGCCAAUUCUCGAUCAGGAAAGCAGAAAACACCACUACAUUGUCGCCGACAAACUCCGGUGAUUUCCGGUGAAAGCACAAAGUAUGGAGAGGAAGCAGGAAUUGGAGUGGGAAACAGCUCAGAGAACUGGAAUAAGUGUAGACCUUGUAUCCGCAGCCAAACAACACCUCGAUUUUCUCGCAGCCGUCGAUCGAAACCGUUGGCUCUACGAAGGACCAGGUCUAGAUAGAGCCAUUUACAGGUAUAAUGCUUUUUGGCUUCCCUUGCUCGCGAAACAGUCAGGAUCGCAACUCGUUGACGGUCCGUUGGUGGUCCCGUUAGAUUGUGAAUGGAUAUGGCACUGUCACAGGCUUAAUCCAGUCAGAUAUAUAUCGGACUGCAAGGAGUUCUACGGGAAAAUUCUUGACAAUCGGAAUGUUGUUUCUUCGGUGGGUGAAACUUCAAGAAAAGAAAGUGAAAAUAUUUGGAAAAGUUUAUACCCGAGUGAGCCCUACGAAUUGGAUUUGACCGGUACUAUUCAAGUUAAAAUCGGAGGAGAAAAAUUCACCAAGUAUGAUUUGAUCUCUGCUGUUCAAAGACAAACUCCGUUCUUUUAUCAGGUAUCCAGGCCCCAUAUGAACGAUAAUCGGUAUCUUCAAGAAUCUGUUGCUCGGUACAAAGGAUUUCUGCACCUAAUCAAGACGAACAAAGAGAGAUCCAUAAAGAGCUUCUCUGUUCCAACGUACGACAUCGACCUUAUCUGGCACACUCACCAGCUACAUCCAGUUUCGUACUGCAAAGACCUUGUGAAAAUCAUGGGAAAAGUUUUGGAGCACGAUGACACCGACUCAGACAGAACCAAAGGUCAGAAACUUGAUGUCGGAUUUUCCGGGACUGAAAAGACAUACGAAGCGAUGUAUGGUUGUAGAUAUCGUAGAGCUGGGGCUAUGUACCUAGGCCAAGCUCCUUCACCUGUCAGAACUAUUCCGUACUAUGGCAUUGUCAGCAAGAAGUUGCCCCCUUCCGAUGAAAACCAGAAAAUCAAACUUCCCGAGAUGAAAAUUCUGGAGGUCAUGUUGGAAUUUACGGGAGUGAGAAAUCUACCGGAGGGACACGAUGGAAAUCUCUUUUUGGAGUUCGGUAAGGCUGAACCCGACGCCAUUUUCAAUGCAAAGAAAAGUGUUGAGUUAUUUUCCGAAUUCGGGGAGAAACAGGUGGUUUCCUUCCAUUGUCAACCGACGGGGCAUUUGCUUUUUGAAAUUAUAUCGAAAUCAUCGAAAACUAUGGGGGCCGCUUCAAUAUCUAUGGAAGAUUUUGUCUCCCCACAUUGUAGUCUUACUGUAGAGAAAUGGCUGGAGUUGGUGCCGAGUUCAAAUACAAUAGAUUCUAAAGCAAUUGGCUUACGAGUGGCGGUAUCAGUUACUGUACCUACCACUGCACCGUAUGUACUUCGUAUGAUUCGCUCUCGGCUAUUCCCUAAAAGUUCGUGUCUAUUUCCACUGCCGAUGAGAAAGGUUCAAUUUGCUAAAAGUCGGACAGAUGUUGUUGAUGAAGCUGGAAAUUUGAUCAUGAGCCUACAAACGAGAGUUUCGAAAAAAUCUAAAGGCAAAAUCGGAAGUAUGAGAAGAGAGGUGGUUGGCACUACGGAAUCAGGCGAAAGAUGUAAAUUGGCUGUGUUCGCAGAGUCGAAAUGGUCGAUCGUAAAUUCUCCAUGGUCACUUAAGCUUCCAAAUAAAAACAACGAUGACGGCCACUUUUUGGAGCUCACUGGUCCUCACACGGUAAGACUAUUCCAUGGUGGAAGGCUGGAUUACGAGUCGAAGUACUGCCAAAAGCAUAGAAGCGAAAAUGAACUUGAACGCUGCGUAAUAACAGCAAUAGAAUUCUCUGAAGAAAACCCUUACGGUAGGGCGGUGGCAUUACUUGACUUGAAAUCCGGUAUUGUCAAGGUUAAAGAAGAAUGGUUCCUUUUGCCUGGAUUUAUGCUCGCCUUUAUACUUGGUAGUAUAUCGAGAAAGGAGGGUUAUAUUAGCAAUACAAUGGGGUUGGAAACUCUGAAGCAUAAAGGAUUGUCGAAUGAAGUUGAGGAGGUGUGUGUAGAGGCGAAAGUCGGUGGAAAUUGGAACGGAAAAUGUGGUGGUGGUGGUGGUGAGUGUGAGAAGCUUGAGUCCGGUGGAUGUGGUGGUUGUGGUGGAUGUGGUGGUGGUUGUGGAAACAUGGUCGAGGCCGGUGGUUGUGGUGGUUGCGGUGGUGGCUGUGGAAACAUGGCUAAAACUGGUGGUUGUGGUGGUUGUGGAGGAGGCUGUGGCGGCGGUGGCUGUGGAAACAUGGCUAAAACCGGUGGUUGUGGUGGUUGUGGUGGUUGUGGUGGCGGUGGUGGGUGUGGAAACAUGGCUAGAAGCGGGGGCUGCGGUGGUUGUGGAGGCUGUGGUGGUGGUUAUGAUAACGAACACCCAAAUCAAGCAGUCAAACCGGGGAAUGAGGUCCUUGUUGCAUGAAAUGUGAUUUUGUGCAUUAACAAGUUUUCAGCUACACUCUUGUGUGUGUGUGUGCGCGCGCGUGUGUGUGUGAGAGGUCUCCUUUAAUGUGUGCUGUAUAUAUGUGUGCAGCUUUGGAGUGCUAUUUGAUAUUGAUUUUAAAUCCCUCUAUUGUCCCCGUUUUAAAUGAAAUAAAGAUGUAUAUUGGCCUCAUAAUUUGAAUCAAACAGAUUUCAAGCAACUUUUGAGGCAGG